Messenger RNA from Dinoponera quadriceps, 1707 nucleotides. RefSeq lists its product as uncharacterized. The transcript is spliced from 3 exons. Lineage: Eukaryota; Metazoa; Arthropoda; Insecta; Hymenoptera; Formicidae. Bases 1 to 1707 code for a protein of 568 amino acids. The record is from RefSeq and is a predicted model, not a curated record.
AUGAGGAUUCGCCCGGGAUGCGCGGCUGCACUAGCGGUGCUAUUGCAAGCCGCUCUUGUGGCGAGCAAGGCUGUGGAUCAAACGCAGCUGCAGCAGCAAUUACAACAGCAGACUCCAUCCGACAAAACAGCGCAAAAGCGAUGGGGAGGUGAUUACGGCGGCGGUUAUGGUACUUCCGGCGGUGGUGACAUCGGAGGUCAUCUCGGCGGCGGUGAUUUCGGCGGUGGUCACUUCGGCGGUGGUGAUAUCGGCGGUCAUCAUGGCGGAGGUGAUUUCGGCGGUGGUGAUAUCGGCGGUCAUCAUGGCGGAGGUGAUUUCGGCGGUGGUGAUAUCGGCGGUCAUGAUGGCGGAGGUGAUUUCGGCGGUGGUGAUAUCGGCGGUCAUGAUGGCGGAGGUGAUAUCGGCGGACAUUUGGGCGGCGGUGACAUCGGCGGACAUUUGGGCGGCGGUGACAUCGGCGGCGGCGGCGGAAUCGACGCGCAUCACGGAGGCCAUCAUGACGAAGGUUACUGGAAAAAGAAGCUGAUCUGGAAGCCAGGCUGGAAAAAGAUCUGGAAACCGGCGCAGAAGCAGAUCUGGAAGCCUGCGUGGAAGAAAAUUUGGAAGCCUAUCUGGGUGCCGACUCAAAAGGCGGUGUGGAAGGAAAUUCAGGUUCCUGCUUGGAAGAAGAUCUGGAAGCCCGUGUGGAAACAGAUUCAGGUGCCGGUGUGGAAAGAGAUACAGGUACCGGCCUGGAAGAAGAUCUGGAAGCCGGUUUGGGUACCGAUCAAGGUACCCGCCUGGAAAGAGAUCCAAGUGCCCGCGUGGAAGAAAAUUUGGAAGCCAGUCUGGAAGGAGAUACAAGUGCCGGCAUGGAAGGAGAUUCAAGUACCCGCUUGGAAGAAGCUCUGGGUGCCUGAAUGGAUAAAGGUUGGUAUACCGGGCGAGCACUAUCACGGCACGGAUCAUCACGGUUGGCAGUACACCAGCCAUGAUCUCUGGAAGAAAAAGUUAAUUUGGAAGCCUGUAUGGAAAAAAUAUUGGAAGCCGGCCAAGAAGCAGAUCUGGGUGUCAGAUAAGAAACUCGAAUGGAAGGAGGCCUGGAAGCAAAUCUGGAAACCGGCGAAGAAGCAAGUCUGGAUAGACGACAAGAAACUGAUCUGGAAGGAAGAGUGGAAGCAGAUCUGGAAGCCGUCCAAGAAGCUUAUCUGGGUAUCGGACAAGAAGCUCGAAUGGAAGGAGGCCUGGAAGCAAAUUUGGAAGACCGAUAAGAAACUAGAAUGGAUUCCCGACAAGAAACUCACCUGGAAGGAAGCAUGGAAGCAGAUCUGGGUGCCCGCUUGGAAGCAGAUCUGGGUGCCGGCCUGGAAGAAGAUCUGGAAACCGGUCUGGAUAUCCGAAUGGUUCCCCAACGAGGACCAUCAUCAUCAUCACUGGGACCGUAAAGAUUCGCAAGUUCAGAACACGCAGGUAGUGCCUUACAGCCCGGAAGUCGCCUUCCAGAAGAGGCAUUCGGAGCAAUCAGAGCAGCAACAGCAGCAGCAGCAACAACAGCAGCAGCAACAGCCGCAAAAGCAGCAGCAGACGCAACAACGUCAGGCGGAGGACAACAAUGUUAGGUGGGACAGGUCCUUCAAGGCAAAUCUGCCGACAGUCACGCAGGAUCUGGUACCGCCGCCAGUUAAUCAAAACGGAGGUCAAGCCAGCUUCACCUUCCCUACCCGCUGA